Molecule: messenger RNA, 2491 nt
Organism: Lacerta agilis (Sand lizard)
Lineage: Eukaryota; Metazoa; Chordata; Lepidosauria; Squamata; Lacertidae
Gene: INTS10
Product: integrator complex subunit 10
Exons: 18
Coding region: 54-2264 (736 amino acids)
Biological process (GO): snRNA processing
Cellular component (GO): integrator complex
Source: RefSeq, a predicted model, not a curated record
UCGUCUGCGCAUGUGCGGGUCGUGAGGGAGCGCGGCUCCCGGCAACGGCCAACAUGUCGGCGCAGGGUGACUGCGAGUUCCUGGUGAAGCGGGCGCGGGAACUGGUCCAGGUGGACCUGUGGGCGGCCAAGGCCUGGCUUAUCACCGCGCGGAGCCUCUACCCCGCCGACUUCAACAUCCAGUAUGAGAUGUACACUAUUGAACGGAAUGCAGAACGAACAGCAUCAGCAGGCAGAUUGCUAUAUGACAUGUUUGUUAAUUUCCCGGACCAACCAGUGGUGUGGCGGGAGAUUAGUGUCAUUACAGCAGCCUUAAGGAACGAUUCGCAGGACAAGCAAACUCAGUUUUUAAGAGGUUUAUUUGAAACCCUUCCAGGUCGAGUUCAGUGUGAAAUGUUACUGAAAGCCACAGAGCAGUGCUUUAAUACGUUGGAACGGGCAGAAAUGUUGCUCUUGCUUUUGCGACGUUUCCCUGAGACGGUGGUUCAACAUGGGGUGGGCCUUGGGGAAACAUUAUUAGAAGCAGAAAAUAUCGAAGACCAAGAAUCACCUGUCAAUUGUUUUAGAAAAUUAUUUGUCUGUGAUGUCCUUCCCCUAAUAAUUAACAACCCUGACGUGCGUCUUCCGGCCAACCUGUUAUAUAAGUAUCUGAAUAAAGCAGCAGAGUUUUAUAUUAAUUAUGUGACGAGAUCUGCGCAGACUGAAAAUCAAUACCAAGGUACCCAGGAUACAUCUGAUCUUGUGUCCCCCAGUAAACGAAGCUCUCAGAAAUACGUAAUAGAGGGCUUAACUGAGAAAUCUUCUCAAAUUACGGAUCCUUGGGAAAGGGUGUUCAAGAUACUGUCCAUAGUGGGUGUAAGGUGUGAAUGGCAGAUGGACAUGGCAAGAAGAAGCUUUGGUGACACAUUGCUCAAAAUGAAAGACGUCUGCAGAUACAUCAGUAAUUAUGAUAAUGAAUCUCAUGCAAAAUACAAGACCCAAGUGGUCUAUUCCACAAUGCUGGUCUUCUUCAAGAACGCAUUCCUGUAUGUCAGCAGCAUCCAACCUUCUCUCUUCCAAGGACCAAAUGCCCCAAACCAAGUUCCACUGGUUUUGCUAGAGGAUGUUUCCAAUGUUUAUGGCGAUACGGACAUUGAACGGAGCAAACAUGUGCACAAAAAGAGGAAGCUUGCCGAAGGGAGAGAGAAAACCAUGAGCUCUGAUGACGAGGAUCCUUCUGGGAAGGGGAGAAGCAGGCACAUUACAGUAAAUGCAGCAGACCUGCCAAACGCCAUUGAAGUACAAGAAAGCUUUAGGUUGGCUAGGGACAGCUGGGAACUUCUCCAUUCUCUUGAAUCUUUGGAUAAAGAAUUCACAAGAAUCUGUGUGUCAUGGAAGACCGAUACUUGGCUUUGGCUGCGGAUCUUCCUCACAGAUAUGAUCAUCUAUCAGGGUCAAUAUAAAAAAGCAAUUGCCAGCUUGCAUCACUUAUCAGCCCUGCAGGGAUCUCACUCUCCGCAGCAGAUCCUGGGGCAAGGAUCCCUAGAGAACCACCGAUCCCUAAUCCAGCUUGCAACCUGUCACUUUGCCCUUGGAGAAUACCGGUUGACCUGUGAAAAGGUACUUGACCUGAUGUGCUACAUGGUGCUUCCCAUACAAGAAGGGGUUAAGCUUCCGGAAGAGCAGCCUACAUUGAAGUCCAAAUUCAGGAAAGCUACAGAGUUGAAGCUCUGGCCAUGUACCAGUAAAGCAGUUAUGCCCUAUUGCCUACGGUUACUGUUAGCUUGUUUCAAGCUAAGAGCUUUCACAGACAACAGAGAUGAUAUGGCAUUGGGUCACGUGAUUGUGUUGCUGCAGCAUGAGUGGCCAAGGGGAGAAAACCUGUUCUUGAAAGCAAUUAACAAAAUCUGCCUACAAGGAAACUUCCAGUAUGAAAAUUUUUUCAACUAUGUUACAAAUAUUGAUAUGCUGGAAGAAUUUGCCUAUUUAAGAACACAAGAAGGAGGAAAAAUUCACUUGGAAUUGUUGCCAAAUCAGGCAAUGUUGAUAAAGACUUCUAGCCCUCCGCUGGGGUUACUGCAGCAGGAAUUCAUGCCUGUACUACAGCCCAGCAUGCAGACUGCUGACAGGCACCACACAGUUACCAGGGGAAUAACCAAAGGCGUAAAGGAGGAUUUCCGCCUGGCAAUGGAGCGCCAAGUGUCGCGCUGUGGGGAAAAUCUGAUGACCGUGUUGCACCGAUUCUGCAUCAAUGAGAAGAUCUUGCUCCUUCAGACGCUGACCUGAUUACCAUGAACUUUCUACUGGAACAUCUUGCUAAGAAUAGGCAGAGAGUAGAGAGCCAUGUGGUUGCCUUGAUGUCGGACUGGAAUUCGCCUGAAAUCCAUAGCUCAGCUUGCUGAAGGAGUGCUAGUUGAGCAUGGUUAACUAAAGUCUCAGUGGGUGGUUCAUACAACCAAAACUUCAAGCACCAUUCAGUAAAACAUUUGAGCUAUGUACUGUAAAUAAAAAGA